AUGGCCGGCAUGUACAACCCUCACCGGGGCUUAGGACCUCCUGCCGCAAACGCUCGAUUGAACGAACUGCUGGAAGGUGUUCGCGCCGAGUUUGAAAACCAGUCUCGCGCAAGUGGAGAAUAUGAGAAUUCAAUUCAGCACCAAUUACAAGAGAUGCAAGUAGUUCGCGAAAAGGUCUAUGCUAUGGAACAGACACAUCUAGCUCUCAAGCAAAAAUAUGAUGAAGAGAUCUCCCGCCUUCACCGCGAACUCGAGGCUCGAGGAGGCAACCCACGUCCUGCUGGUAUUGGUGCCCCUCCUCAAAAUGCUGGCCCCGCUGGACAAGCGCCACCUUCAAUCGGCCAUGGACCAAGUAAUCUCUUUGGCGGAAUAAUGGCAGGACAGGGACCAGGAGGACCAGGACUUGCUCCCCCCCCACAAGCAGAUCAACAUGGCCCCCCACAGCAUCAAAUGCCCCAACCUGGACCUCCUCCACCCCCUGCUCUUCAAGGUCCCCCACCCCAGCAACAACCCCCCUUCCAAAGUGGUGGCUACCCUCAGCCUUCAAACGGGUACGGAUCUCAGGCGCCUCCCAACAACUCUUCUCCUGGUCCCGGUAAAGGUCGCGUGCUCAAUCCCCGCGGACCCGGUGGCCCAGCUACGCCUCAGCUAAACCAACCAAUGCCUUACCCAGGCCCAAACCCAAGAGCUGCUGCGUCGCCCCAAGUUGGCCACCCAAUGCCAACUCAACAUCCUCAAUUCAGAGUUGGAAAUGCUCUUGCCGAGCUAGACCUAGAACGUUUACCUGACCACCAAAAGAAGGUCGAGUCGGAUUGGUUUGCCAUCUUCAACCCCGAAGUUCCACGAGUUCUUGAUGUUGAUCUUCUUCAUACUCUUCAGCACGAGAGUGUUGUCUGCUGUGUUCGUUUCAGCCACGACGGAAAAUACGUUGCGACUGGUUGCAAUCGAUCUGCCCAGAUUUUUGACAUCAUCACGGGACAGAAGAUUUGCAUCCUUCAAGACGAAUCUGUUGACUCUGUUGGGGAUCUUUACAUCAGAAGCGUCUGCUUCAGUCCAGAUGGAAGAUAUCUUGCCACUGGAGCUGAAGAUAAGUUGAUCAGAGUCUGGGAUAUUGCUUCCAGAACCAUCAGGAACACAUUUGCCGGCCACGAGCAAGAUAUCUACUCUUUAGACUUUGCUCGUGACGGUCGAACUAUUGCUUCUGGAAGUGGUGAUCGUACUGUUCGUCUUUGGGACAUUGAGGCUGGACAGAACAUUCUCACUCUCAGCAUUGAAGAUGGUGUUACUACUGUUGCUAUCUCUCCUGAUACCAAGCUCGUCGCGGCUGGAUCUCUCGAUAAGAGCGUUCGCGUAUGGGAUGCAGUCUCAGGUUAUCUUGUUGAGCGUCUCGAAGGUCCUGAUGGGCACAAAGAUUCUGUCUACUCUGUCGCUUUCGCGCCAAAUGGAAAGGAUCUAGUAUCUGGAAGUUUGGACAAGACCAUCAAGAUGUGGGAGCUUGUGGCCCCCAGGGGAGGUCACCCAAACAAUGCACCAAAGGGUGGACGGUGUAUCAGAACUUUCGAGGGACACAAGGACUUUGUUCUCUCUGUUGCUCUCACCCCAGAUGGAAACUGGGUUCUUUCCGGCUCCAAGGACCGUGGAGUUCAAUUCUGGGAUCCAAGAACCGGUAAUACUCAACUUAUGUUGCAAGGGCACAAGAACAGUGUCAUUUCUGUCGCGCCUAGUCCAAUUGGUGGAUCUUUUGCGACAGGAAGUGGAGAUAUGCGCGCACGAAUCUGGACAUACAAGCCAUACCAAAGCCCGUGA
This is a messenger RNA of Lachnellula hyalina, 1806 nucleotides long. RefSeq names its product Transcriptional repressor (gene rco-1). Bases 1 to 1806 code for a protein of 601 amino acids. Gene Ontology annotation, molecular function: protein binding. NCBI's taxonomy places the organism in Eukaryota, Fungi, Ascomycota, Leotiomycetes, Helotiales, Lachnaceae. The record is from RefSeq and is a predicted model, not a curated record. The transcript is spliced from 4 exons.